AUGCGACCCCCUUCGCUCGCAAGCUCCCUCCUCUACGCCUCUAUCCUCGCCUCGUCAUCACUACCAUGGCUUGCCUCGGCCUUUUCCAAUUACUCAGAUUCCUCCCUGCUUCUCUCAUCACGCGUACUCCUUCAGGACGAUCGUCCGAAAGACUGCCCUCCGUGCUUUAACUGCGAGCUCGAAGCCUUCCAGUGCCACCAGUUCGCAGCCUGCAAUAAAUACAACGGGAAAUGCGAUUGUCCUGCCGGAUUUGGAGGGGAUGAUUGCACCCUCCCUCUCUGCGGCUCCUUGCCGGAUGGGAAAGAGAGAGCACCCCGGAAAGGAAAAUACUGCAAUUGUACAGAGGGUUGGGAGGGUGUCAACUGCAAUGUUUGCAAAACGGACAAUGUCUGCAAUUCUAUGAUGCCGGAGGGCGAGGGAGGCGUAUGCUACAAGGAUGGCGUUACCCAGAAGGAGAAUUAUCAGAUGUGCGCGGUGACUAAUCGCAAAAUUGUUGAUAUGCUUGGUGAUCAGAAACCGGAGGUUACAUUUUCUUGUAAAGAGUCGGACCACAAGUGCAAUUUUCAGUUCUGGGUUGACCAAGUUGAAUCGUUCUACUGCAAUUUGGAUACCUGCAAAUGGGGUAUGGAGAGUACAUACUCCCAGAACAAGACGACUUAUACCUGUGAGAACAAGGAUGCACUUGACCUGAGCGACUUUUUGAAGGAGGAGAUUAAGGGACCAGCUACUUUUACGUCUACGUCAACUCUCGGAGGUAGUAGCGAGGAUGGAAGCCGAUUCUCAGAGCCAGUUAUGAAUGACAUGAUCAAGAAUAUCUUUGGCGACCCGGCUAUCUUUUUAGCAUGCCGGUCGGGAGAGUGUUUGUAUAAGACUGAUCUUCCAGGCUAUAAACCACCGGUGAAAGUUAUCAAUACUCCGCUCAUUUCGGGAGUAAUCGCGAGUUGCUCGCUUUUCAUUGUGGCCGUUAUCAUGGGCGUAUGGUAUCUGUCUAGACGCUCGGCCUACCGUGAUUAUAUUUCCUUACCGCUCGAUGACUCCGAUGAUGAAGGUGCGAAACUCAUGGUCGACCACAAACCCGCCUCGCUACACUUUGAAAACGUUGCCUACUAUCUUAACGGGAGGCAAAUCCUUUCAGGAAUUCAAGGUUCUGCUCAUCCAGGCCAACUUAUGGCCAUUAUGGGAGCCUCUGGUGCAGGAAAGACAACAUUCUUGGAUAUUCUUGCCAGAAAGAACAAACGUGGCACGGUGGAAGGUGUCUUUUAUGUGAAUGGAGAGAAGGUCGAUGACGAUGAAUAUCGUAGUGUCAUAGGGUUUGUUGAUCAGGAGGACACGAUGUUACCGACUCUCACAGUCCAUGAGACAAUUUUUACCAGCGCUUUACUCAGGUUGCCCCGGAAUAUGAGUAGGGCUGCAAAGGAGCAGAAAGUUUUUGAAGUCGAGAAACAGCUUGGGAUCUAUCAUAUUAAAGAUCAGAUAAUCGGAUCUGAGGAGGGAAGGGGGCGCGGUAUCUCUGGCGGGGAAAAGAGACGUGUUGGUAUAGCAUGCGAACUUGUGACGAGCCCUAGCAUUUUGUUCCUGGAUGAACCUACUAGUGGCCUGGAUGCUUUCAAUGCGUUCAAUGUUGUUGAGUGCUUGGUGACCUUGGCUAAAAAUUUCAACCGCACCGUCAUCUUUACAAUCCACCAGCCCCGCUCGAAUAUUGUGGCAUUAUUCGAUCAAUUAAUCUUACUGGCUGAGGGCAAAACCGUUUACUCUGGCCCAUUCGCUAGCUGCCAACCAUAUUUCGACCAUAUCGGAUAUUCGUGUCCCUCUGGCUUUAAUAUCGCAGAUUAUCUUGUUGAUCUGACCAUGCAUGCUAGUAACACUCACUCACGGUAUGAAGAUGAAAUUCAUCUGGAUGUCAACCACGAUGCUGCAAGAACCGCGACUAGCAGCUUACGAGCGGUUAAAUCUAUCGCGAGUGUGUCGAACGCUUCCGUGGACAAUAGCAGCUCGGACAGACCUAACGAAUCGGGAUUCCGUCCAAUCAGUAAACGUAAGGAGUCACUCAAACAACGACAGGACAAGCAGCUCUAUACAAGGAGGAGGGCUGCUGAAGUGGGUACGCCCUCUACUUUACGCACUGAGGAUGAAGAACACAUAGUCGGUAGUCUUUCUGGGAACGGCCAACAUCGAUCACGCCAACCAAACAAUGUUACUUUGCGAGUUAUCGAUGACCCAGAUCAACCUCCUCCGUCUUCAGCGGGAUUCGGCACCGACCUUGAUCAUCUAGUCUCCAGCUACAUCGAAUCAAAUGUCGCAGCAUCAGUGCGUGACGAAAUCAAUGCCGCCGUCAACAUGGCCGCAGAAGCAAACGGAUUUACGAGCUCGGGACUGGAAGCAAACGGGUCCUUAAAUAAAUCAAUGACUGGCUAUGCUAAAGUUGGCCUUUACAGGCAAUUCACCAUCCUUUCCCAGCGGACAUGGCGCAAUCUAUAUCGCAACCCCAUGCUCAUGCUCACCCACUAUGCAAUCGCUAUCGUGCUCGCGGUGCUCUCCGGCUUUCUCUUCUACGGACUAACAGACGACAUAAAGGGUUUCCAAAAUAGACUAGGCCUAUUCUUUUUCCUCCUCGCCCUCUUCGGCUUCAGCACCCUAACUAGCCUAAACGUCUUCUCAACCGAACGAUUACUCUUCGUCCGCGAACGUGCUAACGGAUAUUAUUCACCAAUAACCUAUUUUGCUUCAAAGGUCGCCUUCGACAUCGUCCCGUUACGCCUUAUCCCACCAAUCCUCAUGGGCAUCAUCGUAUACCCGAUGGUUGGGCUGAUCCCCGCGUGGCCCGAAUUCCUCAGAUUUAUGCUCAUUCUCCUACUGUUCAACCUCGCUGCAGCUUGCAUCUGCCUGACUAUCGGCAUCGUCUUCAAAGACAGCAGUGUCGCAAAUCUGAUGGGCAGCUUGGUGAUGCUAUUCAGUCUCCUGUUUGCUGGCCUCCUUCUCAACCGCGAUGCAAUUCCGAAAUCUGCACUUUGGCUUCAAGUGCUCUCCAUAUUCCACUACGGCUUCGAAGGCCUAAUCGUCAACGAAGUAACAUACCUCACUCUCAUCGACCACAAAUACGGUCUUGACAUCGAAGUCCCCGGCGCCUCGAUACUGAGCGCGUUCGGCUUCAAUACCCUGGGUCUGUGGCACGAUGUUAUUGGCCUUGGCAUAUUCUCUGGCGUUUUCAUCGUUAUUGCAUAUGCCGCUAUGCACUUUUUACUUGUUGAGAAGAGGUAGAAAAUCCAUAUAAACAUAUGGAUGGUUGUCUGAAUGAGUGAGUGAGCGAGGGGAUGCGUGUGCAUCAACCAAAUCAGAUGGGGCAAGCUCUCAAUUUUUUUGGGUCUCCUUUGUUUAUAAAUAUAUAUAUAUAUAUAUAUACUCUUCUUCUGUUUCUUC
This is a messenger RNA of Histoplasma capsulatum G186AR, 3417 nucleotides long. RefSeq names its product ATP-binding cassette protein. Gene Ontology annotation, cellular component: membrane. Gene Ontology annotation, molecular function: ATP hydrolysis activity; ABC-type transporter activity; ATP binding. Lineage: Eukaryota; Fungi; Ascomycota; Eurotiomycetes; Onygenales; Ajellomycetaceae. The record is from RefSeq and is a predicted model, not a curated record. The coding region runs from base 1 to 3258 and encodes 1085 amino acids. The transcript has 5 exons.